Molecule: messenger RNA, 447 nt
Organism: Adineta ricciae
Lineage: Eukaryota; Metazoa; Rotifera; Eurotatoria; Adinetida; Adinetidae
Source: the annotation of a GenBank genome assembly
AUGUCGAUUGGCGUACCGAUUAAAAUCUUACAUGAAGCAGAAGGUCAUGUAAUUACAAUUGAGUCUGUAACAUCCGAGGUUUAUCGUGGUAAAUUAAUCGAAGCUGAAGAUAAUAUGAAUUGUCAAUUGUCGAAUGUGACCGUAACUUAUCGUGAUGGACGACAAGCUCAACUUGAAUAUAUUUACGUUCGGGGAUCGAAAAUUCGCUUCAUGAUCUUUCCUGAUAUGCUCAAGAAUGCACCAAUGUUUAAAAACAUGCGUGGUGUCAAAGGUGGUGCUGGUCGUGGUAAAUCCGCCAUUUUACGUGCACAAAUUGCACGCGGACGAGGUGUACGCGGUCGACCACCGAUCAAUUCGUUUGUUGGUCAACCCGGUGGUCGUGGUGCUGGAGCACCAGGUGGCGAUCGCGGUGGCUUCGGCGGUGGACGUGGUCGAGGUGAUCGUUAA